Molecule: messenger RNA, 7181 nt
Organism: Scleropages formosus (Asian bonytongue)
Lineage: Eukaryota; Metazoa; Chordata; Actinopteri; Osteoglossiformes; Osteoglossidae
Gene: nin
Product: ninein (GSK3B interacting protein)
Exons: 27
Coding region: 14-6118 (2034 amino acids)
Biological process (GO): microtubule anchoring at centrosome; centrosome-templated microtubule nucleation; centrosome localization
Cellular component (GO): mitotic spindle pole; ciliary transition fiber; pericentriolar material
Molecular function (GO): calcium ion binding
Source: RefSeq, a predicted model, not a curated record
GUCAUGCUGUGGGAUGGACGAGGCCGAGCAGGACCAGUAUGAGGAGCGACUGAAGGAAGUCUUCCACAGUUUUGAUCACAGCGGCUCAGGUUCUCUCUGCCCGCAGGAACUUUCAGAUCUGUGCCAGGCUUUGCACCUUCAAGAGGCUGCACCAGUUCUCCUGCACUCCCUUUUGAACAGUCAGGAUGGCCUUAUUCAAAAGGUUGAUUUUGAGCAGUUCAAAGAUGCACUGAUACUUGUCUUAUCAACGACAAUAGGAGAGCCUUUGCAAAGUGAAGAAGUUUGCCAGCAGCCAGACUCUCCAGAAGUGAACCCUAAAUUUGUAAAGGCAGGGAAGCGUUACGGCCGUCGGUCAACCCCAGAGUUAGCUGACUCGGUCUCUGGGUUCUCCGGAGUUCCUGAGAUACAGCCAUUAAAGGAAGACCUUGAGGAGGAAGAGGAAAGCAGUUCUGUGCCCAGAAAGCGUGAGCGCUGGAAUGUUCAUUCAGACAGCACAGAGGAAUAUGAAGCUGAAGGUCAGCUGCACUUCUGGAACCCUGAUGAACCAGGAACCCCUCGCGGGGCAGCUGUGCCAUUGUCAGACAGGCUGGAGGAACGGCUACAUGAGGCAUGUGAGGACCUGGGAUUGUCUUUGGAUGGCUGUGCAAAUCGCCAUGACCUGCUAAACUUGUGUGAGCACUUGUGUCUAGAGGUGAAAGGGGAUGUUUUCCGAGGCCUGGAUGUUGAUGAGGUGCUAAAUGUACAGGAGUUUGUGUCCCAAGUCCUCAGACAAAGCAAGCCCCCAACCCCUUCAGCAUCCACCCCUUAUCGACAGCUCAAGAGACACCACUCCACUCAGCCAUUUGAUGAGACAGGUCGGAGGACAACCACACCCUCAGCCAUGACUAGCACCAUCAGCCUACGCUUGUUCUCUAGCCUUGAUGAUGGGACAGGAUAUACCCAUGCAGAGUAUAUUCUGGACGCCUGGCUAGAAGAAGGCAUAGCGAACAGCCCCGAAAUCCUGAAGGCGUUGGAUUUCUGCCUAGAUGGAAAAGUGAAUCUCGGCGAGCUGACCAUGGCACUUGAAAAUGAGCUGCUUGUUACAAAGAAUGGAAUUCACCAGGCAGUACUUGCCAGCUUCAAAGCUGAAAUUAGACACCUUCUGGAGCGGGUGGACCUUGAAAUUCGUGAAAAGGAAAAGCUCCGCAGUGACCUUGAGAAGGCUGAAAAACUAAAGAUGCAGUUGGCUGCAGAGGUCGAUGAGCAUCAUUCUGCUAUAGAGCGUCUCAACAAACUCAACAUCAGAAAACUAGAACAGGACCAUAAAGAGAAACUGGCUGCUGUUAGGGCUGAACUGACCAAAGAGAUUAAUAUAAUCCAACAACAAGCAAACCAGCAACGUGAAGAAUUUGAUAUAGAGAUAGAGAAGAUAAAGGAAGAGGUAGCCUUUCUAAGAGAGCGUCUCACCCUAAGUGCCAAGGAGAAUUGUCGUCUGGAGGCAGAGGUCCUGGAUAGCACAGAAAAGCUGGUUGAUGCAGAGAAUAUAAUCUGCAAGCUGCAGAGAAACCUGGAUAAUAUCAUCAAAGAAAAAUUUGGUGAUUUGGAUAUAGGAAGUGCAGAGUUCUUCCUGCAGGAGGAGCGUCUCCGCCAACUCCGAACUGACUAUGAGGAGCAAUGCAGGGAGCUGCAGGACCGUAUUGAUGAGCUGCAAACAGAGUUGGAGGAGUACCGUUCCUUCAACAGGGCUCCCCACAAUUUCCUCAAGCCCUCUUUGUCUGAUGAGUUUGAUAACAAGAGCCCUGGCAUUGAGUCUGACCAAGGUCUUGGAUCAGAAGAAAUCCAGCCCUUCAAUAUGAGCCUUGAGGCUGAAAUGCUUGUAGAAAACCUGAAAGCACAGCACCUGAGGGAAAUGGAAGAGAUUAGAGACCAGCUGGAAAGCAAGGUUAUUCAGUAUCAACAGAAAGUAGAGGAGCAAAGGGUGGCCUAUGAAGAACAGCAGAGCAUCUUGUCACUCAAGUGUCAGGAAGAGGUUCAGUCAAUACAAAAGAUGAUGUCUCAGGUCCAGGACAGAGUCCGUGAGCUCCAGAAUCAGCUUGACCAGGCAGAGGUGCUGCGUGUUCAGCUGGAGGAGAGUCAAGCAGAAGACCACAAAAAACUCAUCAGACGACAUGAAGAGGAGGUGAGCUCGGUAAAGCAGGAACUUCUACAGUCCCAAACAUAUGCUGAGGAGCUUAAGAAUCAAUUGAAGACCUUGGAGGAUUGUCAAGCCAGAAUAGAGCAGAGCCUUAAAGAAGAAAGGGAAGAACUUUUGAAGCUGCAAAGAGAGGAACAAAUUCAACUAGAGGAGCAUCACAAAGAGGAGCUGGAGGAAGAGAGAAGAAGGCUGCAGGAAGAAAGGCAAGAGGAGGAGAGAAGGUUAACAGAUAAGUGGGAGAAAGAGAAGUCUGAGUUACAGGCAAUCCAUGAAAAGCUGCUUCAAGUUAGACUAGAAGAACAGGGGCAGAUUCAAAAGGAGGCUAUGGAACAGGAAAGAAGACUUUCAGAACAAUGGGAGAAUGAAAAAAAUCAGCUUCUAGAGCAGCACAAAGUGCUAUUGGAAGCAGAAAAACUCAGAUUUUUACAGGAACAGGAAGAGGUAAAGAGAAAGCUUGUGGAUGAAUGGGAAAACGAGAGAGUUCAGAUGAACACCAAAGUGGAGCAUCUCCAAGCCAGACUACAAGAAGAAGAUGACAAAUUGAAGGAACAGUAUGAGGCACAGAGAAAGUUGUCUCAGGAGUGGAACACUCAAAGGGCUCAUCUUGAGGAACAUUAUGAAGGGUUUCUCCAAACCAGGCUAGAGGAACAACAAGCAAAACUUCUAGGUGAGUGGGAGGCGAAGGAGAGGAAACUGAUUGAGGAUCUAGAGAUGGAGAAAAUCCAGCUGGAGGAAAGCCAUAGAGAAGCCAUGCAAGAACUGAGUACCAAGCACAGCGAGGAGAGAGAGCGAUUGAGCGGUCUGUUGGACAAGCUCCGCAAUGACAUUGUAGAAGAAAGGAAAGAGCUGGAGAUCCAUUUUUCCCAGAGGAUAAAAGAGUUGGAAACGCGCUUCUCAGGAGACCAGGAAGCUGUGUCUGAACGUUUCCAGACUGAUGUUUCCAACUUGAAGCAAUACUACCAAAGUCAAUUGCAUGAUCUUUCUGAGUCUCACAGCAAAGAGAAAGUAAAGUGGCAGUCUGAGAUGGAAGCAGUUGUUCAGAUGGCUGAAAAAGAGAAGGCAUCCCUUCGCAGUUCUUUAGCUCAGGAAAAAGAAUCUCUCAAACAGGAUUUGAAGAGAGAGCAUAAUCACUUGGAGAAGCAGCACAAGGAGGAGUUGGAAGCAUUGAUGGUUUUGAAUCAAAAUCUCCAGAAUGAGCUCGAGAGGCUUGUUGGCAACGCACAAACUAAAGAAAUUGAGUUGAGCCGACAACUUAAUGACCUGCAUAACAGAUUCCAAGAAAACUUUGACACCAAAGAUCAACUUUUGGCUCAAUCAGAAGAAAAAGUCCAGCAGAUGGAAUUACUACUAAGACAAGCAGUUGAGGAUUUUGAGCUGGAGAAGGCAGAGCUGCAAGAUAGUCUAACAGAGCUUGAGGAAAAGAAUAAAGAAACAUUGGCCCUGGCUGAGAAGCAUGUUGAAGAGAAGAAACAGUUACUGGCUGAGAUGAACUACCUUAAAUCUAAGAUUUUGGAAAGAGAAGCAGAAGUUAAUCAGUUGUCACAUUUCAAAGAAUCCAGUGAAAGAUUGUCAAAGGAAAAUGAAGAAGCAUACAAAACUAUUGCUUUAUUGCAAAAUCAGAUUAAGUUAAUUAAGACUGAAACUGAAACUACAGCUAAGUCACAGCAGGUGAAUGCAUCUUAUCCCUUAUUUCAGGAUGUCCCUGAAACCGAGAUUUGUGAUGGUAUUGCUUCUGAAGAUGUUAGACUCAUCUCUGACUUAGAAUAUAUGCAGCAAGGAAAAGAUGAGAACAAUGAUAAUGACAUUGCUUCUGUUCAGGAAAAGGUAAGGCAGCUUGAGAAGGAAGUUGAGCUGAUUCCUAAGUUUAAAAAAGAAUGUGAGUUGGCAAUCAAAGAGAGAGACCUGUGCAUUCAAGAAAUAAUAGAAUUGCAAGAAAAAGUUGCUUGUUUCAGAGGGCAAGUUUGCCUUUUUUCUGAACAAAAGGAUCGGUAUGAUACCACAAUUGAAGAGAACGUGACUCUCCAGGAACAGAUCUCCCAGCUUCAGAACAAUGAACUUCAGCUCAUUCUCAAAGAAAACAAAAUGAGCAAAAAUGAGCCAAAUCAGCCAAAGAACUUCAAGGACAAAGCAUCUGCAAUGGUUGAGACAGUAAAAGAAAUUGAUUUUUCUGAGUGGCAGGAGCUUCAGAAAAGAUAUGAGGGGUGCACCUGUGAAAAUUACCUGCUUAAGGAAAAAAAUCGCAAACUGGAAGAAAAAGUUCUGAGCCUUGAAAGCAAAAUGCUGGAUGUGAAGGGUGAACAUGUUAAAUUUGAAGAUGAAAUGGUGAGGAUGAAAACACAGAACUCUAAACUUACUCAUCAGUUACAAGAGUUGCAAAAGCAGGAAGAUUCUUUUAUGAUCCUACAGCAGGAAGCAGACAGUCCAUUAACUGAGGCUAUGUCAGAGGAGACCUUUCAAGACUUAAACAUUCAGCUGGAAGCCAAGAUCCAAGCUGUGUCUGACUUAGAGGAGUGCUGCACUGAGUUUGAGAGGCAGAAUGCCAAACUGCGCCGGGCACUUACCGACUUGCAAAUGAAAUCUUGUAAAAUUCACCAGAAGAUGCAAGUGCAUAGAAAUGAGGCUGGUCGUCUAGCUGAGGAGAAUUUCAUUCUGAGGCAUAAGAUCUCUGCUCUGAAGGAAGAGGAUCUCCAAGAAACCCACAAAGAAAUGCUGAAUAAAGUUGACCAACUCAAGAAAGAGAAGGUCGCGGCAGAAAAAAUGGCAGAGAACUUCAAGAAACGGGUUUCAGAGCUACAUGUUCUUAAGCAGCAGCUGGAAGCUGAGAAUGAGAUCCUAUCGCAGAAAAACUUAAAGAACGCAGCUGACCUGCAGGAACUGAAUCAACAUCUCAGCAAUCUUCAGAGACAACACGAGAAAAAUGAGCUAAGCAUUUGUCAGCAUGAGGAAGUAGAGGAUCAUCUUCUCCAGUGCACCGAUACAAAGCUUUGUGGCAGCAAGGACUUGAGCACAGAACUAGCCAAUGCUGUGUCCAGGUCAGAAAAGCUGCAGGAGGAGAAGGAGGCUCUGAAUGAAGAACUGAGUCGCUGUGUGGAGAAGGUGGCCAAGCUCGGCGUUGUGGAAUGCCAACUCUCUGUCCUCCUCCAGGAGCGCCAGGCAAUGGAGAAACAGACACAGGGCCUCCGUGCCCAACUCUCAGUAGCACAAGAUAAGGUUGAGAGUAUGGAUGAAGCUUUGCAAACUAUCAGUUUACAGAGUGCACGGCUGAAGUCAGACCUUCGUGUCACCCAACAGGAAAAGGAGACCCUAAAGCAGGAAAUGAUGUCACUUCACAAGCAGUUGCAGAAUGUUAUUGAUAAGAACCAAGUUCUUGAGAUGGCAUUGCAUACAAGUGGGUACCAAAGCCAACACAAGAAACUAUACUGGGAUGAAAUGGCUCGUCUGGUCGAACAGGAGCAGCAGCUGUUGAGACAGGAUAAUGAACGGUUGCAGAGAGAAGUGCAGAACACUAAGGAGGACCUCAUUCGUUCCCGAGAGAAGACUCGCCAGCUGGAGACCACCGUCCUGUCUCUGAAACAGCAAAGGCCGCUAGGUCAGUCCAGCCUGGUGAGAGCAAUAGAGCAGGAGAAGGUUAGCCUGAAACGUGAGCUGGACUCACUGCACAAAGAGAUGGUUACUGCCAGCAAAAGGGCAACGGAGCACAGUGAGACUCAGCAGGAGCUUGAAAGUCUGCAGCAGGAAAAUGAAGGACUGAAGAUGCGGCUGGCUCGUCUAGAAGCUCAGCUGCUAGAGGCACUACAGGCUCAGCUGAGGGUUCAAGGAGAACGACGUGGACAGCAUCGUGGGGAAGAUUUAGGGAGUCAUGGUCCAGAGGUCAACCUCCAGGGUGUGCUGGCGGAGCAGCGGGUAGUGUACCCAGACACCUACCGGAGGAUCGGCAGACUGUGAUGUCUGUUCCUCGGCUCAACCGCUGAACCAGGCAUUUUUGUUUUUACCGCACUUGUUGAAACCCACACACGGCACUGAGUGGCUCUAUCUCCCUGCUGUGUCCUUUAGAAAACCUUGAUUCUUUUCUCCCCAUAAUCAGCAGGCAUUAAUAUUUAAGCCGAUUUACAAAUUGCUUUAACGAAAGGUAGUAAAGCUGAGGCACAGGUUGUCUUGCCAUAGAUGAGGUUAUAGUAAUGUGUAGGUUUUCAGAGUUCAGAAUUAUGUAUGCCUUCAUUUUAAUGAUACCAAAUAUUUCUAGCCCACCAUUUUCCAAAGAAAUCCCCUUUGUUGCUGAACAUCAUUCUACAGGGCAAGGUUUUAUGCAUGUCAUGCUGUUAUACAUGUACAAUUUAUGUGCAUGUAUAAUAAACUCAAGUUAAAUCCUUUUGUGACUUCCCUUUCAAUUACCACAGAAUAUCUAUAUAUCUCAGUUGGUAAUUAAGACAUAUUUGUGAAAUAUUUUUAUAAUUGUACGCUGUAGCUUUUAGCGUUUGGGGCAAAAAAAAGGUUGAACAAAAGACUUAAAAUGGGGUAAAUAAUUGUGCCACGUUUAACAAACUGCUUCUAUGGCUUUGGAAUAUAAGGAUGGUGAAAUCUAAGUAUGUAAAAUCUGUUAUUUAAAUAAUGCAAACUGAUUCUUGAUGCAAACAUGUUAUACAGGUUGAUCUUUUUUUUUUCCCCCAAUUUGAUUUAAGUGAAUUUUGAUUUUAUAAUUACUUGACAUUGUUGUCAACAAUUUGACUUGUUGCGUUUGGACUGUUCUCCCUUUGCUAUGUCAAACUGCUUGAUGUUGAUGCUUUGCUGCUGAUAGCGUUGGUAUAUAGCAAAUUUAACAUUCCUACACAACAGUACACAUACCUGCAUUUUUGUUACCUUACUGAUAUUCAGCAUUUUUUAAUGCAUACUAUUGUCAUUCUGGCUAUACAUGCUUUAUUCAUGCCAUGUUUACCUUUCUCUAACAUUUGCAGGUGGUGCAGUAUUUUUUCCAAAUUUUCAUUAUAUGAAGGAUUAGAAAUGUCAGUUG